UUUUAUGAAUAAAUUCCUCUAAUUUCACCAUUGCAAAUACCCUUUUCAUAACCGGCAAAAUACUGGUCAUCCUCCCCACCCGCCAAAAACGCCAGCAUUCUCUCUCCUCUCCUCUCUCUCUUUCUGCAAUCAGGCCGACUUAUCAACCCUCCCCUCUUCCGAAUUUUCCAUAGCUCCAUCUCCGAAGCCACAUCUUCCAAUGCUCACCCCAUCAGAUUAAGGAGGUGGAGAAGGAGGUAGAGAAUCCAUAAAAAUGCCGAAACGGGUGAAGGAUGAGGAGAGAAUCGAAAUGAUCAUUCGUGGGCUUUUGAAGCUUCAGGAGAAUCGGAGAUGCAUUAAUUGUAACAGUCUGGGACCGCAGUAUGUUUGCACAACUUUCUGGACAUUUGUUUGCACAAAGUGCAGUGGAGUACAUCGAGAGUUCAUGCACCGAGUAAAAUCAGUGUCUAUGGCAAAAUUUAAUGCAGAAGAACUGAAUGCUCUUCAAGCUGGGGGAAAUGAGCGGGCAAGGCAAAUUUAUUUCAAAGCCUGGGAUCCACAGAACCAUUCUUGUCCGGAUGGCAGUAAUCUUCACAGACUUCGCGAUUUUAUUAAGCAUGUCUAUGUGGAUAGAAAAUAUACCAGUGAUAGGAGUGUUGACAAGCUUGCAAUGGUGAAAGUGGGUGCCAAUGAGGACUUGUAUGAGCAGCGUUCUAUUGAAAGGUACAGUCCUGGUGGAAGGAAUGACAGGAGUUUGAUAAAUUAUAUUGAUGAAAGAAGAAGUCCUCAAUACAAACUAGAAAAUGUAAGAUCUGGGAGACACAAGAGUCGUCCUGUUCAUUUUGAGAUAGUCGAUGACAGGUUUCGAGAUGAUAAUUCUAGAAGGCGCAGGAAAGCUGAAAGCUGCGGGUUUUCUGAUGCUGAAUCCAGGGUAGGUAGCAGGUCACCAGAUUCUCAAAAGAGCAGGGAGAUCAGUCCCCCAGUGGUCCGCUCCAUCAGAGAAAUUUUGGGUGACAAUGUUCCACCUCUAAAAAUAGGUGAACGUCCAGCAGCAAAUGAUGAGAGAGAUGGUGAUGGUUCUAGUCAUUUUCAGAAGACAUCAUCUCCCAGCACCCCAGGUUCUGUUGAUGGAAAAGUAGAGGAAAACAGAGGAGUGAAUUUGGAUAGCUUAAUUGAUUUCAGCAUUGAUAUUGAGUCUUCUGACACCACAGCAGUGCCACAAACUCUGCAAACGGCUCCAUCCAUUGAUGGUGGCAACUUGGCCCUUGUUCUGUCUUCCACAAGUGAGAAGGCUUCUGAUGCUUCAAAUGUAAAUUCCAUAGAAUAUUUAUUAUUUGAAUUGUCAGCUCCUGCAGUUGAACCUGUAGGUGUGUCUGAAGCACCCAGCAGUGGUCAUGAUCCAUCAUCCGCAGCUGUAGCAUCAUCCCAUAGUGUCAGUGCUACUUCAACCGCAUCAACAACCAACGUACCAUCGGUCCCCAGUAAUGGGGGAGCUCCAGCAGUUUCAUCUUUAAUAACGACACCAGCAUUGCCUAAUAUUAGUGGUGAUUUCAUGGUCAAAAUUACUAAUGGACAGCAGCUGCCAACCAUGCAGCAAUAUCGGACUUCUGGGCAUAGUAGCUCCACUGCUCAACAGAAUACUCCAUCAGAAGCUUUGUAUAAGCAGCCAUGGAAUUUAUCACUUGCACCAAAUUCUGAAGGACCUUCUGGUGCUUCUGCUGAACAAUCAUCUCAAGCUGCCUCUACACUGGCCCAAGACCCCAGUUCUGGAACUGGGCUGCAAGAAAUUCAGGUGGCAGAAGCAAUACACAGUGGAAGAAAGGAACUCCCAGUGGACCUUUUCGGUGCAAGUUAUUCAUCAUUCCCUGCACCAGUUCCAAGUUGGCAAAUGCAUCCACCUCAUGGAAUGGGAUUUGGCAUGCAGUACCAUCCUACUGUAUUGCCCGUGCCAACUGUUCCCAACUCAGCAAAGACAAAAAACCCAUUUGAUCUUGACGACGACACAACCCAAGUUCAAGCCCCAACGUUUCCUUCAAUGGCAUCUUUGCAAGGAGCACUCCCGAUGGUAUCAGCUCCUAAAGGGUUACUGCAUAGUUCCAGCUUCGGUGUCCAUCCCCCCCAGUUUAUGCAGCCUCAAUCAUCACCUUUUGCAUUUGCAGUGCCUUCACAAUCACCUUCUUAUGGAAUGGCCAUGCCUCCAAGAACAUUCAUUGGGCAACAAUUACCGAAUAGCACACCACCUUUCAGACCGCAAGGAAUUGGUAACUUUGGUAGUAGUGAAGCUGCUUUUGCCUUCUUAAACACAAUGCAACAGCCCAGUGGCAGAUAUCCAGCACCCGCUACUCCAAAUUCCUUUUCACCAAGAGGUGGAAACCCAUUUGAAUAGUUAUAUGGAUACACCUUUAUAUUUUCUUGUCAACAUAAUCUCUCUGUUUCAACCCCCAAAAAAACUGUUGAGAGGGCUGGUUGUUUAUCUUCUUGAAGGUCAAUUGUAACAUGCCGUGUGAAUAAAGAGCUUCAUCUUCAACUUCUCUGGUCAAUGGAAAGGAUUCGAGUAUAGAUAUAAUUUGAAGGAGUACAUGAGCACAUAUAUUAGUAACCAAUGUAAAUUUCGAGAUCAUGCCAUUCCUGUAUGUGUUGUUAUUCUUGCAGUUAGAUCAACAUGUAUGCUUCUUUUCCAUUCUUUCUUUUAUGUGUAUAAUUCUGUUGUCUUGUUCCUCAGCAAGGUUCUGUAAUUUGCAUUAGGCUACUGUCGCUAUUGCUUCCACAACCAUAGCUAUGGGACUUCUUGUCAAAGAUUGUGUGUGUGCGUGCGUGUGUGCUAUUAUCAUUACUUGCCAGAAGAGAUGAAGACAUGAGAAACAAUGAAGAACCUACUAGGGGAUGUUGAAAAUGAUAAUAUAUAUUCAGAAUGAAAUGUGUAUAUUUAGUUGAUUUUUAUUUUUAUCAUUACUUGCCAGAAGAGAUGAAGACAUGAGAAACAAUGAAGAGAAAUGUAAUAAUACACAAAGGAACCUAGUAGGGGGUGUUGAAAAUGAUUUCAGAAUGAAAUGUGUGUUUUUAGUUGAUUUUGAUU
Cornus florida is the source of this 3055-nucleotide messenger RNA. RefSeq names its product probable ADP-ribosylation factor GTPase-activating protein AGD14. The record is from RefSeq and is a predicted model, not a curated record. The transcript is spliced from 14 exons. NCBI's taxonomy places the organism in Eukaryota, Viridiplantae, Streptophyta, Magnoliopsida, Cornales, Cornaceae. Gene Ontology annotation, molecular function: GTPase activator activity. Bases 254 to 2365 code for a protein of 703 amino acids.